Clonostachys byssicola is the source of this 390-nucleotide messenger RNA. The record is from the annotation of a GenBank genome assembly. NCBI's taxonomy places the organism in Eukaryota, Fungi, Ascomycota, Sordariomycetes, Hypocreales, Bionectriaceae.
AUGACACCGGAGCGCCGAAUCCGCGUGGCUGCCGAGAAUCUGCACACCGUCUUUCCUGAGGCAAACUCGCUCGACUACUUCGAGGCCGGCGUGUCGCAGGCGUUCCCUACCGAUGAGCUUGCCGGUGGUAGUGCAUUUACCUAUUUUGCGCCAAAGCAGAAGACUCAAUACCUCGAGAUCGUGCGGUCGCCUGACUGGGCGUACCCUGUGGGAUCUAGCAAUUACAGAGUCUUCUUCGCAGGAGAGCAUGUCAGCUAUACUCACGGAUGGAUCCACGGCGCCAUGGAGGCUGGCUUGCGAUGCGCACAACAGGCUCAUACAUCUGCAAACAGUCUUCCAAGUAAGCAACUUUAUGGAUCAAGCUUUGAUCCUGGUUUUGGGUUUGUCUAG